GGUAAGAGAGAAGAGAGAGUCAUGCUAAUGAAAAUUAAAUGGUAAUGGUCCUGUUGGAGAACAACAUUGUCUUUCUCUUCUGUUUCUCCUCUCAUUGAUGUUGCUUCUUCCCCUUUUCUUACCCUUCAGAAAAAAAAAAACCAACACACUUCAAAUCCAUUCUUAGAACUCACAAUUUCUCACUGAAAAACAAAAAUCACUCAUCACCCUUCUGUUCCAAAACUGCAGAUCUCACACCUCUUAUUAUUAUCUCUAUGCAAAAUGAACAUGUCAGAUAUGAUAUCUUGUUUCAACGAGAACGCAGUGAAUGUGUCACACUCCUCAUGUUCUAGCUACUCAAACAACGCUUGCAUAUCUCCAAGUGUUACACCUUCAACUCAAAAUUCAGUGUCUUCUGUCUACAAAACCACCCUCUCAAACCAAAAGCAGCUUCUGAUCACAGUCACGUGGUGCAAGAGCCACUCCAACCAAGGACUCAACGUAACCUUCGGCGAAGAGAACAACAACCCUUUGGCACCAUCUUUCAGACUCAACACCAAUUCACGCUUUUUCAGGAAAAAGAAAGGAAGCAAAAUGUUGGAAUCCGAAGACUCAAAAGUUGAAGUCUUCUGGGACCUCUCGAAGGCCAAGUAUGACACUGGCCCUGAACCUGUUGAAGGGUUUUACGUGGCGAUUCUCGUUGAUGCAGAAAUAGGCCUCAUUCUCGGUGAAGAUGUGGCCAAGAAGUUCAAAACAAGAACCCUUUUGGGCAAUGUUUCGCUGUUAUCACGGCGUGAGCAUUGCUCGGGUAACGCCGUUUACGCAACCAAGGCUCAGUUUUGUGACACUGGAACUUGGCAUGACAUUUUGAUCAGAUGCAGUGGCGAGAAUGAAGGACUCAAAGCUCCUGUUUUGUCUGUUUGCAUUGACAAGAAGACGGUGAUUCGUGUGAAGAGGCUGCAGUGGAAUUUCAGGGGCAACCAAACGAUUUUCGUCGAUGGGUUGCUUGUGGAUUUGCUUUGGGAUGUUCAUAACUGGUUUUUCAACCCUGCUUCUGGGAAUGCUGUGUUCAUGUUCAGGACCAGGAGUGGCUUGGAUAGCAGAUUGUGGUUAGAGGAGAAGAUUGCACAGAAAGAUAAAGAUAGAGUUGAAUUCUCCUUGUUGAUCUAUGCCUAUAAGAACACAUGAGGGAACUCAUUCUUCAUAUCAGAUCACAGGAAUCCUUCACGGUAGACAACUGUGCUGGAGUAUUUAAUGCAGUUGUAUAUUAAGGACUCGAAGUCGAGACUACUUUUUCAGAUAAGGGAACUUGUUCAUGUUGAUUUUUUUAACACCUUUUAUUUUUUCCUUGUGUAUUUUUGUUUUGUUUUGUUUUAACUCUUUGUUUUUAGUUUCCCCUUUCUUCUUGAAAGGAUACAUACUAAUUAUUUUUUAUGAUAGGAAACAGAAAGAAAAUAAAUUGAGUGAUAUUAUCAGAAUAGUUAGUUGAGCUUGUAACCUUUAUUUCUCUGUAUUCUUCCUUGGGACCUGAAUGGUACUGAUACUUUGUUUGACUGUUUGAGUAGUGUCUAGUACUGGAUUCUACCAAAGAUAGAGAAGAAAAAAAACAAUAAAAAUGGGUUAGAAGGUUUCUUUA
Messenger RNA from Glycine soja, 1615 nucleotides. RefSeq lists its product as uncharacterized. Lineage: Eukaryota; Viridiplantae; Streptophyta; Magnoliopsida; Fabales; Fabaceae. Bases 262 to 1167 code for a protein of 301 amino acids. The transcript has a single exon. The record is from RefSeq and is a predicted model, not a curated record.